CGCUAAUGUUGUUCACGACACACACGUGGUUUGACGCCAGUCAAGGCGGGAUGGCAGGCUGUCGAACGCUCAGAAUAUUAUACUACAAGAGCUGUCUCUGGAAUGCCCGAUUAUUGUUAUGAUUCAAGUCGAGACCUUAUCGCUGGAUUUUCUGUCUAAUUUUCAUGCAGCUAGCUGUCAUUUUCUCCUUCACCGAUGUCGAGCAAUGGAGAAGCGCCCAUCUGCAAUUGCUGAUGACCUUCUCCUCUGCACACCGAAGCAUAUUUCUUGGAAACUGCGAUGCGGGGAGCGUUCUGACUUGUAACGUACAGUAUCGUCAAUUGAAUUGACAUUUAUUUCACGAGAAGUGAAGUGCCUACAAUCUAUUCUACCAACAUUUUUUUUUUUAAAUAGUCAAGACAGAGGCAGAUGCCCCUCGUUCUGUCACCCCGGCUACACUAUGGUGGAAUUUCCAUCUCUCAUUCCUUAUUGGCCUCUCAUCCGCUUUCUGGUGCCUUUGGCUAUUACCAAUGUAGCCAUCGACCUCGGCGAACAGGCUCUUAACCGGGGUUUAGCAGGCUUUAAAGAGGAUGCAGUUGAGAUGCUAGCCAGCUACGGGCUGGCUUAUUCGCUAAUGAAGUUCUUCACUGGGCCCAUGAGUGACUUCAAGAACGUGGGCCUGGUGUUUGUCAACAGCAAGAGGGACAGGGCCAAGGCUGUGCUUUGCAUGGCGGUAGCAGGCACAAUAGCAUUCAUCCUUCAUGUUCUCAUAGCCCAUACAGACUUAGGCUACUACAUCAUCAAUAAGCUCCACCAUGUGGACGACUCCGUGGGCAACAAGACCAGGAGGGCUUUCCUCUACCUGGCAGCUUUCCCUCUGCUGGACGCCAUGGCUUGGAUCCAUGCUGGAAUUCUCCUUAAGCACAAAUACAGCGUCAUCGUAGGCUCUGCCUCCAUCUCUGAUGUUAUCGCUCAGAUUGUGUUUGUGUCCAUCCUGCUGCACAGUAACCUGCCGUGUGUGGAGCCCCUGCUCAUCCCCAUCCUCUCCCUGUACAUGGGAGCCCUGGUGCGCUUCACCAUCGUGGGCCUAGGCUACUACUACAACAUCCACGACAAGAUCCCGGACUCCAGUGGACUUGACGUGGGGGGAGAUGCUACCAUCAGGAAGAUGUUGAGUUUCUGGUGGCCUCUGGCCCUCAUCCUGGCUACCCAGCGGAUCAGCAGGCCCAUUGUCAACCUCUUUGUGUCCCGGGACCUCAAGGGGAGCAGCGCAGCUACUGAGGCAGUGGCUGUGCUCACUGCCACCUACCCUGUGGGUCACAUGCCCUAUGGCUGGCUGACUGAACUGAGGGCUGUCUAUCCCGCUUUCGACAAGACCAAUCCCAGCAAUAAGCUCAUAUCCGGCACACCGGUCACAAAGACUCAUAUCAAAAAGUUUACAGCCUGCUGUUUGGUGCUAUCGCUCACGCUCUGCUUUGUGGUGUUCUGGACCCCUCACAUCUCUGAGAAGAUUCUAGUGAAUGUGAUUGGUGUGGACCUUGCUUUCGCUGAGCUCUGUGUGGUUCCACUAAGGAUUUUCUCCUUCUUCCCUCUGCCAGUGACAGUCCGGGCCCACCUGACUGGCUGGCUCAUGACCCUGAAGAAGACCUUUGUGCUGGCCCCCAGCUCUGUGCUCCGCAUCAUCGUCCUCAUCACAAGCCUGGUCGUGCUGCCUUAUAUGGGCGCGCACCGACCUGACGCACAUAAACGCCUCUAGAACUGACAGACCCAGCAUGCCAAAGCGUCAUCAACUACAGAAACCAAUUUGCAUAACAUUGUGUGAUAUGCUGAGAGUGACGAAAUCAGCUUCUAUCUCCAGGCUAUCAGACUGUUAAACAAACAGUCACCACUAGCCGGCCUCCGCCCAGUGCUCUGCACCUUAGAGACUCCUGUACAUAGUCAUUGAACACUGGUCAGUUUAAUAAUGUUUACAUAGUGCUUUACCCACUGUGUGUGUGUAUAUAUACUAGAGGUCGACCGAUUAAUCGGAAUGGCCGAUUAAUUAGGGCCGAUUUCAAAUCGGUAUUUUUGGACACAGAUUUUUUUUAAAUACGUUUAUUUAAUCUUUAUUUAACUAGGCAAGUAAGUCAGUUAAGAACACAUUCUUAUUUUCAAUGACGACCUAGGAACGGUGGGUUAACUGCCUCAUUCAGGGACAGAACGACAGAUUUUUACCUUGUCAGCUCGAGGGGUAUCAAUCUUGCAACCUUACAGUUAACUAGUCCACCAAUGCUCUAACCACCUGAUUACAUUGCACCCCACGAGGAAGCCUGCCUGUUACGGGAAUGCAGUAAGCCAAGGUAAGUUGCUAGCUAGCAUUAAACUUAUCUUAUAAAAAACAAUCAAUCAUAAUCACUAGUUAACUACACAUGGUUGAUGAUAUUACUAGUUUAUCUAGCGUGUCCUGCGUUGCAUAUAAUCGAUGCGGUGCGUAUCGUUGCUCCAAUGUGUACCUAACCAUAAACAUCAAUGCCUUUCUUAAAAUCAAUACACAGAAGUAUAUAUUUUUAAACCUGCAUAUUUACCUAAAAGAAAUCCAGGUUAGCAGGCAAUAUUAACUAGGGGAAAUUGUGUCACUUCUCUUUUGGGCCACCUAAUUUGCCAGAAUUUUACAUAAUUAUGACAUAACAUUGAAGGUUGUAACAUGUAACAGGAAUAUUUAGACUUAUGGAUGCCACCCGUUAGAUAAAAUACGGAACGGUUCCAUAUUUCACUGAAAGAAUAAACGUCUUGUUUUCGAGAUGAUAGUUUCCGGAUUCGACCAUAUUAAUGACCUAAGGCUCGUAUUUCUGUGUGUUGUUUAGUUUAUUAAUUCGACCAUUUAAAAAAACAAGCACACAUAAAACUUAAAAGCCAUACAUGCACAUGAAUAAAAUCAUCGAGGAUAACACACAAUAAAGUCUGGGACUUAUUUCCAUUGUGGUCCUCUUGAGACAAGAAGGCUAUACAAGAUCGAACACAGUACGGCAGUGAAAUAAUAAAACAAAAACAUAAAAGAAGAACAUCUCUCUCAUCAUUCCAGUUACAUCAUAAGGGUUAUUCAUAUGGCACAGAGGACAUCAAACAUAUUUUGACUUUAUUUUUAAAGCUGUCCAGAGAGGACAUUGUUUUAAUAGGCAGAGGCAACUCAUUCCAUUCUGAGGCUCCAGUAUACAAGAAAGUACCUUUCCCAGCAUUACUCCUGAACCUGUAUAAGCACACAUCAGCAACACCUGAUCUGGUGCUGUGAUCGUGUUAGGGAUGCACACAAUGAAAGUAAUCACUUAAAUAUCUGGGCGCAGGACCAUAAAUACUCCUGUAAACCAAACCUAGUCUAAUCUGGGAAAAGCAGCUCCUGCCUAUGUGAGUAUGUGGACUCACCUUCAAAACUACCCUGAUCAACUUAUUCUGGGCUAUCUGGAGCUUCCCCUUCAUAAGUUUAGAUAAGCCCCCAAACCAGGAAGUACUAGCAUAGUCAAAAUGGCAUUGAAAGAUGGCAGUAGCUAGCACUUUCAUGGAGUCCUUAUCAAGCAGCUUGGACUUUCUAGCCAAAAACGUAAUCCUGGCAUUAACCUUCCAUAGCACCUUAUUGGCCAUGCUCACACCUCCCAAGCAUCCAUCAAGGAUACAUCCCAAGUAGCUAACAGAGGUUUUAGUAGUCAGCACCUCACCCCCUAACUCCACUCUGAUUUCAGACAACCUACACAAUUUAGGCCUGGAUCCAAAAAGAAUUGCUUCAGUUUUCCCUAAGUGCAGAGAUAAGUUAUCUCCAAGCCAUUUGCUAAUGUUAGUAAGCUCUGUACUAAGUAUGCUCUCCAACAUAGUUUUGCUUUUGUGAGACACCAGAAGUGUAGAGUCAUCCGCAUAAAGAAAAAUACGGCAAGAACAACAUCUUUCAUAUCAUUAAUAUACAAUAAAAACAGCAGAGGCCCAAGCACGCUCCCCUGCGGAACGCCACAACUCAUUGGUUUUGCCUGAGACAGUGAACCAUUUACCUCUACUACUUGCUCCCUUCCUGAUAAAUAGGACUUUACCCAGCCUAGAGGGAUACAGCUUAACCCCAGUGACUAAAGUUUGGAGAUUAGGAGACAGUGGUUAACUGUAUCAAAGGCCUUCUGUAGGUCAAGCAGUACCAUUCCACACAGAUUUCCCUCAUCAAUCUCCUUCCUGAUGAAGUCAGUCAAGUAAAGUAGACAUGAAUCAGUGGAGUAUGUUUUUCUAAAACCCGACUGAAAAUCAUACAUUAGACCCUGUUUGUUAACAUAUUCAUACAUUUGCUCAUGUACAAUUCUCUCCAGGAUCUUUGAUGUUACACAGAUGAUAGAUACAGGCCUAUAAUUCCCAGGGUCAGACUUUAUCCCCUUCUUAUACAGAGGUAUAACUUUAGCUUGUUUCAUGUCCCUGGGUAAGGUGCCUUGUUCAAGAGAGAGAUUAACAAUAUGCGUAAUACAAGGGCCAAUUUGCUCAGCAGAAUCUAUUAGAAACCUUGCAGGAAUAUUAUCCAGGCCUGUGGCUUUGGAGCAUUUAAGCUCUGCCAGCAUACUGACUAUUUUGGCUGUUGCUACCUUUGCAAAAGAAAAAGAGUUUUGCUGAACCCCUAACUCUACAUAAUACUUCUUGACUUGGUUGCUUCCAUACAAACCAGAACUGGUGGGCAGCUUGCUAACCAGCUUGCUGGCAACAGAAGUAAAAAAAGAGUUGAAUUCAUUGGCAACCUCAGCCUUUUCAUAUACCAUCUCCCCUUUGAUGUUCAGUCCAAUACUGUUUAGUUUGUUUUUGGUAGUACUACUACAGCCUAGUUCCUUAAAUUAUUUCCAAAGCUUUUUAGGGUCAUUUUUGUUUUCCAUUAUUUUCUCAGCAAAUAAUGUUUGCUAUGUUAUAACUAAGUCUGUGAUUUGAUAGAGCAGUCUGACUGAGCGAUGGUAGGCAGCAACAGGCUCGUAAGCAUUCAUUCAAACAGCACUUUCGUGCGUUUUGCUUCAAGCAUUGCGCUGUUUAUGACUUCAAGCCUAUCAACUCCCGAGAUUAGGCUGGUGUAACCGAUGUGAGAUGGCUAGCUAGUUAGCGGGGUGCGUGCUAAUAGCAUUUCAAACGUCACUCGCUCUGAGAUGGAGUGGUUGUUCCCCUUGCUCUGCAUGGGUAACGCUGCUUCGAGGGUGGCUGUGUUCCUGGUUCGAGCCCAGGUAGGAGUGAGGAGAGGGACGGAAGCUAUACUGUUACACUGGCAAUACUAAAGUGCCUAUAAGAACAUCCAAUAGUCAAAGGUUGAUGAAAUACAAAUGGUAUAGAGAAAAAGAGUCCUAUAAUUCCUAUAAUAACUACAACCUAAAACGUCUUACCUGGGAAUAUUGAAGACUCAUGUUAAAAGGAACCACCAGCUUUCAUAUGUUCUGAGCAAGGAACUUAAACGUUAGCUUUCUUACAUGGCACAUAUUGCACUUUUACUUUCUUCUCCAACACUUUGUUCUUGCAUUAUUUAAACCAAAUUGAACAUGGUUCAUUAUUUAUUUUAUGUAUUAUAUUAAGUUAAAAUAAGUGUUCAUUCAGUAUUGUUGUAAUUGUCAUUAUUACAAAUACAUUUUAUUUUAAAAUCGGCCAAUUAAUCGGUAUCGGCUUUUUUUGGUCCUCCAAUAAUCGGUAUCGGCGUUGAAAAAUCACAAUCGGCUGACCUCUAAUAUAUACACACAAUUUAUAUUCUGGUCUGACAUUGAUUGUUUUGAUAUUUCUUAAUAAAAAAUUUUAUGGAUUAUGUGUGUAAUGUUUAUUUUUGUGUUGUACUGCACUGUUGGCGCUAGAAACAAGCAUUUCGCUGCACCUACGACAACAUCCUCAAAUCGAACAAUAAACUUUGAUUUGACACAUUACAAUAUGAUUUAUGUCCAAUUCUAAAACUGAAUAUCUAAAGAUGGUCUAUUUGAAUUCAGCAAACUUUGUUUAUUGCUUAGUGUGAAAUUUUGAUUGGACUCCAAUCUGACACGGAGUUGAGGAGCUGCUCUCUGUUUCAUGAUAAGCAAACAUGAAUAGAAAUGUAAUCAGGAAUAUGUAAAUUGUUACUGUUCACCACAUCACCUACCAUCAAAUGCAGACUUUGCAAAUUCAGUGUGAGGGUAUGAGUUGAUGGGUUCUCUGCGGUUUUAUAUUUAACCAAUAGCCUCAUUAAAUCUUUAGACCGGUUCUUUGUGCAUGGUUUUGAAUUAAACAUAAGGUAGCAUAAUAUACAGUACCAGUGAAAAGUUUGGACACCUACUCAUUCCAGGGUUUCCUUAUUUUUUACUCUUUUCUAGAUUGUAGAAUAAUAGUGGAGACAAACUAUGAAAUAACACAUAUGGAAUUAUGUAGUAACCAAAAAAGUGUUAAAUCAAAAUAUUUGAGAUUCCUCAAAGUAGCAACCCUUUGCCUUGAUCACAGCUUUGCACACUCUUGGCAUUCUCUCAUCCAGUUUCAUGAGGAAUGCUUUUCCAACAGUCUUGAAGGAGUUCCCACAUGCUGAGCACUUGUUGGCUGCUUUUCCUUCACUCUGCAGUCCAACUCAUCCCAAACCAUCUCAAUUGGGUUGAGGUCAGGUGAUUGUGGAGGCCAGGUCAUCUUAUGCAGCACUCCACUCUCCUUGUUCAAAUAGCCCUCACAUAGACUGGAGGUGUGUUUGGAGGGUCAUUGUUCUGUUGAAAAACAAAUGAUAGUCCUACUAAGCGCAAACCAGAUGGGAUGGCGUAUUGCUGCAGAAUGCUUUCGUAGCCAUGCUGGUUAAAUGUGCCACCAGCAAAGCACCCCCACACAAUCACACCUCCAUGCUUCAUGGUGGGAGCCACACAUGCAGAGAUCAUCCGUUCACCUACUCUGCGUCUCACAAAGACACAGCGGUUGAAACCUUGGUAGGCCGUCAUUGUAAAUAAGAAUUUGUUCUUGUCUGACUUGCCUAGUUAAAUAAAUAUUAAAAACUAAAUCUCAAAUUUGGACUCGUCAAACCAAAGGACAGAUUUCCACCGGUCUAAUGUCCAUUCUUCUUAUUGGUGUCCUUUAGUAGUGGUUUCUUUGCAGCAAUUCGACCAUGGCGGCCUGAUUCACUCUGUCUCCUGUGAACAGUUGAUGUUGAGAUGUCUUACCUGAACUCUGAAGCAUUUAUUUGGGUUGCAAUUUGAGGUGCAGUUAACUCCAAUGAACUUAUCCUCUGCAGCAGAGGUAACUCUGGGUCUUCCUUUCCUGUGUCGGUCCUCAUGAGAGACCGUUUUAUCAUAGCGCUUGAUAGUUUUUGCUCGUGCACUUGAAGAAACUUUCAAAGUUCUUAAUUUUCCGUAUUGACUGACCUUCAUGUCUUACAGUAAUAGACUGUCGUUUCUCUUUGCUUAUUUGAGCUGUUCUUGCCAUAAUAUGGACUUGGUCUUUUACCAAAUAGGGUUAUCUUCAGUAUACCACCCAUACCUUGUCACAACAACUGUUUUGGCUCAAACACGUUAAGAAAUUCCACAAAUUAACUUUUAAGGCACACCUGUUAAUUGAAAUGCAUUUCAGGUGACUACCUCAUGAAGCUGGUUGAGAGAAUGCCAAGAGUGUGCAAAGCUGUCAAGGCAAAGGCUGGCUAUUUUGAAGAAUCUCAAAUAACAUAUUUUGAUUUGUUUAACACUUGUUACUAUGUGUUCUUUCAUAGUUUGUCUUCACUAUUAUUCUACAAUGUAGAAAUAAACAUAAAGAAAAACCCUUGAAUGAGUAGGUGUGUCCAAACUUUUGGACUGGUACCGAGUUAAUAAAACAUGUAUCUAUGUGCUAUGCUCAAAGCGAGUGUUUUUGUUGCACAAGAAUUUGACUCAUCGACAAUACUAGCUGCCCUUUUACCCUACCUUAUCUGUAAAUGCAAGUGAAUGUGUCACUGCCAUUUCUGUCUGAACCACAUGCGACAAAGCGGUGUCACUUCAAGAUGGUCAUUUCACUGUGGGCAAAUGGUAUCUGAGCAUAAAUCACUAUAAAAGACUGACCAUAUUAGAGAGGACUUCCAUCGCUUAGCAACGCCUCUCAUCCGGACUGACAAGCCGAAGCCAGUACAUCAGACCUGCUGCUAUACUUUCUUUACCCCAGAAAAAAACAUCCGUGUUUGCUAGACGCCAGGCUAUUUCACAACAAGACAUCUAGGAUGACUUGCAUUCUUCCAGAACUAAUUCGCACAUUUUUCACUUGCCACACACUAAAUGGCCAUUUUGCUUUAGUUUCUUUGGAGGAAGGGUGAAAUGGGCUUAUUUUAGUCUAUACGGCCCCCCAAAAUGUAUCCCAAUAGGGUAAGUCUGUACCACAUAGGCCUACGGUAUAUCCUGUAUUCUGAGCUCUACUGUCAGUUGUUCCAGUGUUAAUGAAAGCUGGGGUUUGUCUUUCAGUGUCCACGGGGCCACACUGGGGGUUGGGUCCCUGUUGGCUGGUUUCAUAGGGGAGUCUACCAUGGUGGCCAUUGCUGCCUGCUAUGUCUAUCGAAAACAG
Salvelinus fontinalis (brook trout) is the source of this 8460-nucleotide messenger RNA. RefSeq names its product progressive ankylosis protein homolog. Lineage: Eukaryota; Metazoa; Chordata; Actinopteri; Salmoniformes; Salmonidae. The coding region runs from base 440 to 1735 and encodes 431 amino acids. The record is from RefSeq and is a predicted model, not a curated record. Gene Ontology annotation, cellular component: membrane. Gene Ontology annotation, molecular function: phosphate transmembrane transporter activity. Gene Ontology annotation, biological process: phosphate ion transmembrane transport. The transcript has 11 exons.